GCAGUCAAAUGAAACGGCAGCAUAAGCACUUUUACUUGAUUUAGUGGAUUGAGAGCUGGAAGGAAGCUCACUUUGGCACCGUGAACAGGUGUUCAUCUGAAAUCACAAAACUUGGCCACCACACCGUUCUUGCGCUCAGUCUUAGUGAUAGUCGGGGUGCAGUCAGGACGCACUGUAAAGAACCGAACAGGGACCACUGCGAUAAACACAUGAAUUCUGUAGGACGGACCUGACAUAAUGGGGAAAUAUAAGAUAUCAUUUAAACAGAUGUUCUGUGUCCUCUCCAUCGUCUGUGGUUCGGAUAUCUGCUCGGGGUAUGUUUAUGACCGCCCUGAAAGGUCUGUAGAGGACGCUGCUUCUUCAAGGACAGACACUCCUUCAGACUCCCCGUGGAUCAGCACAUCAGGAUCCUGCAAGAACAGAUGCUUUGAAUUGGACGAGGCUGAACCUCCCAACUGCCGCUGUGACAACUUAUGUAAAACCUAUAACAGCUGCUGCCAGGAUUUUGAUGAGCGCUGCUUGAGAACAGAGGGAGGUUUUGAGUGCAGUAAGGAGCGCUGUGGAGAGACCAGGAAGGACCAGCAUGCCUGUCACUGUUCUGAGGACUGUCUGGCCAAAGGAGACUGCUGUACCAACUACAAAACACUCUGUAAAGGGGACACUACUUGGUUGCAGGAUGACUGUGAAGACAUUAGAACCCAUGAAUGUCCGGCUGGGUUUGUCCGUCCCCCUCUCAUCAUGGUGUCAGUGGAUGGGUUCAGAGCCUCCUACAUGAAGAGAGGAAGCACAGUGAUCCCCAACAUCGAGAAACUCAGAGCCUGUGGUACCCAUGCUCCUUACAUGAGACCCGUGUACCCCACAAAAACGUUCCCCAAUCUCUACACACUUGCAACGGGCCUGUACCCUGAGUCCCACGGCAUCGUCGGCAACUCCAUGCAUGACCCUGUGUUUGAUGCCAACUUUAACCUGCGGGGGAGAAAGCUGAAUCAUCGCUGGUGGGGUGGGCAGCCGAUCUGGAUUACAGCAGUGAAGCAGGGGGUGAAAGCUGGCACUUUCUUCUGGCCUGUGUCCAUCCCGUUGGAGAGGAGAGUCCUGACCAUGCUACAAUGGCUUCACCUGCCAGACGGAGACACAGCAUCCCAGACACAGUCCCAGACACAGCCUCCCAGACACAUGUAUUCUGUGCUGCAGCUGAACAACCCUCUGAAGCAGAUUGAUAAGAUAAUUGGUCAGCUGAUGGACGGCCUGAAACAGCUGAAACUCCACCGAUGUGUCAACAUCAUCAUGGUGGGAGAUCACGGAAUGGAGGAGGCUCACUGUGACAGGACAGAGUUCCUCAGCUCAUACAUGCCGUCCACUGUUGAUGACAUCAUCCUGAUCCCCGGCUCCCUGGGCAGGAUCCGCUCCAGGUACCCCAACAACCCCAAAUAUGAUGCCAAAUCUGUUAUUGCAAAUCUUACAUGUAAAAAGACAGAGCAGCACUUCAAGCCCUAUCUGAAGCAGCAUCUCCCCAAGCGCCUUCACUACGCCAACAACAGGAGAAUAGAGGACAUCCACCUGUUAGUGGAGAGGAAGUGGCAUAUCGCAAGGAAGUCUCCAGAAGGAGGAAAGAGGCACCCUGGGAAAUGUGGUUUUGCAGGAGAUCACGGUUAUGACAACAAGAUAAACAGCAUGCAGACUAUUUUCUUUGGAUAUGGACCUCUGUUUAAAUUCAAGACCAAAGUGCCCGUUUUUGAAAACAUUGAACUUUACAAUGUCAUGUGUGACCUGCUUGGCCUGAACCCUGCUCCUAACAACGGGACUCAUGGCAGUCUGAACCACCUGUUGAAGAGCCCGGUCCACAAGCCCACCGUGCCAGAGGAGGUGUCUAAACCCACCAUCUCAGGUCCCAUCAUUACUCUGACCGAUGACUUAGGCUGCAGCUGUGAUGACAAGUUGCGUUCAAAAAAUAGGGGGCAGAGAGCUUUGAAAGUCCCCGUUGUAAGAGGCUAUAACCUGGAGUCACUGUGGCUCUGUCUCUUACAGAACAAAGUGGAAGAGCUUAAUCAGAGACUGAGGCAAGCUGUCGAUGACAGCAAGAACCUCCCUCAUGGUCGGCCUGCAGUUCUGUUUCGUACUAAAUACAGCAUUCUACACCACAGUGACUAUAUCAGUGGGUACAGUGAAUCACUCUCUAUGCCCCUGUGGACGUCCUACACAGUCUCCAAACAGGUAGAAGUAACACCUCUACCAGAGCAUCUGACUAACUGUGUCAGACCUGACAUCCGUAUCCCUCCGGGCUUCAGCCAAUCCUGCUCCAACUACAAGGCGGACAAACAGAUCUCCUUCGCCUUCCUCUACCCUCCACAGCUGGCUCCGACCCAAGACGGCAAAUUUGAUGCAGUCCUCAUCACUAACACCGUACCCAUGUACCCGGCAUUCAAAAGAAUAUGGAGCUACUUCCAGAAGACUCUGGUGAAGAAGUAUGCCAUGGAGAGAAAUGGGCUCAACUUGAUCUGUGGGCCCAUAUUUGACUACGACUACGAUGGCCUGAGAGACUCGGCAGAGAAAAUUAAACAGUAUGGAAGUGGUUCAGGGCCCAUUCCAACCCACUACUACUGUGUGAUAACCAGUUGCCUGGACUUCACCCAGGCUGAGGACAUCUGUACUGGACCUCUUAGCAGCUCUGCCUUCAUCCUACCACACCGCUCAGACAACGACGAGAGCUGCAGUAGCUCUGAGGACGAGUCUAAGUGGGUGGAGGAUCUGAUGAAGCUGCACACGGCCCGGGUCCGAGACGUGGAGAUCCUCACAGGCCUGGACUUCUACCGUCGGACGAGCCGGAGUUACCCUGAAAUCCUCUCACUGAAGACUCACAUGCACACGUAUGAGAGCGAGAUCUAAACCACUGUCUCCCUACCUUCUCCUGUCUCCCUACCCUCUCCUGUCUCCCUACCUUUUCCUGUCUCCCUACCCUCUCCUGUCUCCCUACCCUCUCCUGUCUCCCUACCCUCUCAUGUCUCCCUACCCUCUCCUGACUCCCUACCUUCUCCUGACUCCCUACCUUCUCCUGUCUCCCUACCCUCUCCUGUCUCCCUAACCUCUCCUGUCUCCCUACCUUCUCCUGUCUCCCUACCUUCUCCUGUCUCCCUACCCUCUCCUGUCUCCCUACCCUCUCCUGUCUCCCU
Messenger RNA from Oncorhynchus masou masou (cherry salmon), 3167 nucleotides. RefSeq names its product ectonucleotide pyrophosphatase/phosphodiesterase 2 (gene enpp2). Gene Ontology annotation, biological process: immune response; phosphatidylcholine catabolic process. The record is from RefSeq and is a predicted model, not a curated record. NCBI's taxonomy places the organism in Eukaryota, Metazoa, Chordata, Actinopteri, Salmoniformes, Salmonidae. Gene Ontology annotation, molecular function: polysaccharide binding; phosphodiesterase I activity; nucleic acid binding.